Messenger RNA from Blumeria graminis f. sp. triticale, 1323 nucleotides. Lineage: Eukaryota; Fungi; Ascomycota; Leotiomycetes; Helotiales; Erysiphaceae. The record is from the annotation of a GenBank genome assembly.
AUGAGGUGCAUAAAGACGGCUACGGCGUCUCCAGAGACAGUCAGAGAUGCCCUACAACGUCCGUCUCAGAAAUCCAUCGAGACUGUGAUGGGGAUUGUUACCCCAAUCAUAAAAGCUGUACGAGACGAGGGUGACGAAGCACUCUUACGCUACACCCACGAGUUCGAGAAAGCAACGUCUCUCGACUCGCCCGUUUUGAAGGCGCCCUUUCCGCCAUGCUCAAUGGAACUUGCCUCUGAGACUGCACAGGCAAUUGACAUCACCUUCGAAAAUAUUCGCAAAUUCCAUGCUGCCCAACAGGAAUCACAUCCAUUACGGGUAGAGACUAUGCCCGGAGUUAUCUGCUCGAGGUUUUCCCGCCCGAUUGAGCGCGUUGGUCUCUACGUACCAGGCGGAACUGCAGUUCUCCCUUCAACCGCCCUCAUGUUAGGCGUCCCCGCCAUGGUAGCCGGUUGUAAGACCAUUAUCAUUGCAACCCCCCCACGUGCAGAUGGAUCUAUUACCCCGGAAAUUGUCUACAUCGCACAUAAAAUAGGCGCCCAGGCGAUCGUGCUAGCUGGUGGAGCACAAGCUGUGGCUGCUCUAGCCUACGGAACUCAGUCAAUCUGUAAGGUUGAUAAGAUCCUUGGACCAGGUAAUCAGUUCGUCACAGCAGCCAAGGUGUUUGUCUCCAACGAUACAAAUGCAGCUGUAAGUAUCGAUAUGCCAGCUGGCCCCUCUGAGUUACUAGUUAUUGCAGAUCGGAAAUCAAACCCUGCUUUUGUUGCAUCCGAUUUACUUUCUCAAGCCGAGCAUGGUGUCGAUAGCCAAGUCAUUCUUAUUGCUGUUGACCUUUCUGAUGCGGAACUAACAGCUAUUGAAGACCAAUUGAGCGUACAAGCCAAGACUCUUCCGCGAGCUAAAUUUAUACAUGGUAGUCUCGAGCAUUCCGUUACUCUAUCGGUUCGAGAUAUCGAAGAGGCAGUUACAUUGAGCAAUCAGUAUGCGCCGGAACAUCUAAUUCUCCAAAUUGAAAAUGCCGAGCAAGUAGUUCCCCUUAUCAUGAAUGCGGGCAGUAUUUUCAUUGGGGAAUGGGCACCCGAGAGCGUGGGAGAUUAUUCGGCUGGUGUAAAUCAUUCAUUACCAACCUACGGCUAUGCCAAACAAUACUCAGGCGUCAGCCUAAGCUCAUUCACCAAACAUAUCACUUCUUGCCAACUGACUGCCCAAGGUCUGCGAAAUGUCGGUCCAUCUGUAAUGCAGCUGGCAAAGACUGAAGGGCUUGAUGGUCAUCGUCGUGCCGUAGAGCUUCGAAUAGAUUACCUCAACGAAAAUGGAUUAUGA